Caenorhabditis briggsae is the source of this 798-nucleotide messenger RNA. NCBI's taxonomy places the organism in Eukaryota, Metazoa, Nematoda, Chromadorea, Rhabditida, Rhabditidae. Gene Ontology annotation, molecular function: microtubule binding. The transcript has 5 exons. The coding region runs from base 1 to 798 and encodes 265 amino acids. Gene Ontology annotation, cellular component: mitotic spindle pole; cytoplasm; spindle microtubule. The record is from RefSeq and is a predicted model, not a curated record.
AUGCACAUCUGCCCAAUCGAUGAACUUGAAAUUCCACAAGAAAAAGAUGAUAUACUGUAUGAAGUGGAUGAGCUUUUGAGCACAUUCCGGGUCAAGGACACUUAUGAGGCAUUUGAGAAACUUCAAUUUAUGUAUGAAGAUGGCGACGAGUCGAUUGAAGUCCUCUUCAGACUCGCCAAAUUCUGUUACAACAAUGCGGACCAAUUGGGGACCGACAAAGAUAAGAUUCAAAUGUUAGAAAUGGGAAAGGAGUACUUGGUCAAGGUCUAUGAAACGGAUAAGGAGAAUUUCCUGGCAGCCAAAUGGCUGGCGUACCUCUCGUUGAAGCUGCUGGCGGUACUUCCAUUCAGGAGUAAAAUGUAUGAAGCUAGGAAGACAAAGGCCUACCUCGACCGCGCAAUCGCACUCCAUCCCAUGGCGUGGUACCUUCAACAUCUACGCGGUCGUUGGUAUCACGAAUUUGCCAAUUUGUCAUGGAUCAAACGUAAAAUAAGCGUUUGCCUGGGAUGCACUGCUCCAGAAGGGACCCUCGAGGAAGCAAUCGAUAACUAUAGAUCCGCCCAGCAGUUAUUCGGCGAUUCACUGAGAAACCAUGUCUUCUUGGGCAUUGCUCUGUUUGAAGACGGCCGGAAAUUUGCUGCAAAACGAUAUUUCCAUCGAAUCCAGAUAAAUCGGCUUAAAGCUAAGAGGUCGGUGCUGGCAGUCAAAGCUAGAUCUGUUAACUUUGACCCAACUUAUCUCGGUUACUGUUUGAAUGAGAAUGUUGCCCGUACAUGUACAUUAAAGAAUGUACAUUAA